Eutrema salsugineum is the source of this 753-nucleotide messenger RNA. Its product is annotated as putative F-box protein At1g31072. Bases 1 to 753 code for a protein of 250 amino acids. Gene Ontology annotation, molecular function: protein binding. The record is from RefSeq and is a predicted model, not a curated record. The transcript has a single exon. Lineage: Eukaryota; Viridiplantae; Streptophyta; Magnoliopsida; Brassicales; Brassicaceae.
AUGAAAAGAGGAGUAAAAAUUCUGGAUUCCUUCCCCAUUGAUCUCUUUCUCGAGAUAUUCUCGAGAUUACCUUCAAAGUCCAUCGCUAGGUUUCGUUGUUUGUGGAAGCUAUGGGGUUCCAUGCUUCAUCGUCAAUAUUUCACCGAGUUGUUCUUGACGAGGUCAUGGGCUCGUCCACGUCUCUUAUUCAUCCUCGAAGGACAUCACGAGUGUAGCGUCUUCUCGUCGCCUCAGCUUCAGAAUCCAUACGGGAAGUCGUCGUCCUCUCUUGUAGUAUCUGCUGGUUUUCAUAUGAAGUCUGCAUACUUACGUGGCUUUACCUCUGGCUUGAUCUAUUGUUAUGAUUUAACGGAGCGUGGCUAUAAAGUACUUAACCCUAGCACAGGACGUUGUGCCAGCAUGCCUAAACUGACAAGUGGUUUGACAAGCUAUUUAGGGUUUGAUCCCAUUGAUAAGCAAUUCAAGCUAUUGUCCAUAUCUUAUUGUUCAUGGUCUGAUGAAAUUGAUGAUCAUAGUAUUCUGACGUUAGGAACUGGAGAAAUGACCUGGAGGAAGAUCCAGUGUCCUUUAACCUAUGAUCUUAACAGCCGAGAGAUAUGCAUCAAUGGGGUUUUGUAUUACUUAGCUCAUAAAACGUCUAAAGAAAUUGAAGAAAUUCCUUUGAUAGUUUGCUUUGAUGUUAGGACUGAGAAAUUCAAAUUCAUUGAGUUAGAAGACUGGUUUUUUUAUGAUGCUACAUUGAUAAACUAUUAG